Hyalella azteca is the source of this 5447-nucleotide messenger RNA. It is a transcript of the gene ci, whose product is annotated as transcriptional activator cubitus interruptus. The transcript is spliced from 13 exons. Gene Ontology annotation, molecular function: DNA-binding transcription factor activity, RNA polymerase II-specific; RNA polymerase II cis-regulatory region sequence-specific DNA binding. Gene Ontology annotation, biological process: regulation of transcription by RNA polymerase II. NCBI's taxonomy places the organism in Eukaryota, Metazoa, Arthropoda, Malacostraca, Amphipoda, Hyalellidae. Gene Ontology annotation, cellular component: nucleus. Bases 644 to 5335 code for a protein of 1563 amino acids. The record is from RefSeq and is a predicted model, not a curated record.
GGUAGUGUUAGUAGUGUAGGCAGCUUACUGUUGCCUCUAAACUACACAUGGUAUCUUCUUCUCUCUGUUCGACAAGCAGGAAAUAUAGACAAGCAAGCAUAAACGAUAGAACAUUGCCUGUGUCUAAUUUUCAUCUUUCUAAGAGGUAGCCCGCCGCGGUCAUAGUGUUGUGGGUAGCAAAACUCACGAGUGUGUGGACCGAGACUGGUGGUGCUAACGUGCCGCCUCACAGGAACUAAUUGAGUUGUCUUGAGACGGUCGUUGUAGAGAACUGUCACACUCGUCCUGUGAAGCGUCUGCCGUGUCCUCUCCACACUCUUGUCGUCGGUGUGAAAUUACAGAUCGUGGAUGAGAUAUCGAAGUGCUCUGUGUAGAAGUUCGAAAAUUUGUCCACUUUCGCGGUGAAGUAAACUGUUAAUUAUUAUUUGUGAACAGUGUAAAAAAAAAACAAUAUGUCAUUUAGGGAGACAAAUUUAUAAUUCGAGGUUUUCAACUUGUGAGCUUGGUGACGGAAGUGUUUCAAAGCCUUAGUACUUUUUGCCUGUGGCUCAUUACGGGACAAUUUCUACCAGUUUAGAUUGUGGUACCAUGGAAACUUGUCAAAAACUGAAAAAACUAAUUAAAAGUGAUUUUAAAGAUAAUUAUGGAAUUAUAUGUCGGUCAUAGACCGUGGUUGUGCGAAGAACCAACGCUAACCUCUUCCCUACAGGAUAGAAAAGUUUCCGCGGUGCCGUCAGCAAUGCCCCUUGGCUUAGGAUCGGCUUUUGCAACGCUACCGCCGCCGCCACCUCUGCCUGAACUGCGACUUCACCACCACGACACUUCGCGCUACCUCUGGGACGCUCCCCGCCUACUGCCGCACCAUCCACAUCCCGCUGCCGGGCUUGUAGGAGUGAGCAGCGCACCGAGCCUCGACCUCCCCUUACUCGGAGGCUCGGGAGGGCGGCUCGGAGCUUCUCCCCUCGGUGCCUCUCCCUUGGGGGCUUCACCUUUGGGUUCUUCCCCUCUGGGAACCUCUGCCCUCGGUGCCACCACCCUCGGAGUGUCAAGCUUGGCACUCAGCGGGGACCCGCAUCAUCCAUAUCGCAUCACGCCGUAUAUGGAACAUCUUUAUCACUCACUACACACAUCGCCUCAAACUUCCCUCAGAGGAUUAUCUCCACUUGAAGCUCGUGUAGGCAGCGACUACCUCGGGAUGAGCGGCCUUGCAGCGACACGUCUCAGCGACUCCCACCUCGUACCGUCCACCCUCACCUCCGCCGACCUCUCCUUCUCCAUCGAUGGAUCUCGGCUGGCGUCUCCGCGGCCCAGCUUGCGGCAGAGUCGCAAGAGGGCGCUGUCGUCGAGCCCCUACAGCGACUCCUUCGAUCUCAAUUCGAUGAUUCGCUUCAGCCCAAACUCGCUCGUUUCUAUAAUGAACGCCUCCAGAACCUCCUCUGCUAGCGGGUCGUAUGGACAUUUAUCUGCUGGCGCAAUAUCCCCGAGCCUGGGAGUUCACCCGUCUGUUGGGGCAGCUACGACUCACCUGCAGCAGUUGCAAGCCCAUCUCAUGAGGGGAGCUUCUCUCCCCAGCUCCCCUUUCCUCGCCCCUUCUCCUCUCCUGCAACAUUCCCCAUCAUCCCUCACGCCUCAUCAGUCUCUGUUCUUACCCCACCAACAACUGCAGCCUUCUUCUCUUGCAUCCACCGUGGCGCAGAGCAAAACAGAGAGUGAGAAGAAAGACUCCAGCUCCCGCCAUGGCGACGAAGAAAAGAACGGCAUCUCUAAGAACAAUUCGAAGGACACGAACGGCCUGAUGAGCAACGGUGGCAGCAACGGUCCUCCUGUGAGCAGAGCUGGUGGACAGGCCAUCAACGGUGGUCAGUCCGCGGCUGCGAUGGCCGCAGCAGCGGCCGACGAUGACGGACUGAAGGAAGAACCUCCAGACUUCAUUGAGACGCACUGUCACUGGAAGGACUGCAAUAAAGAGUUCAACACGCCUGAUGAGCUCGUCAAACAUAUCAACAGUGACCACAUCCAUGCGAACAAGAAAUCUUUCGUGUGCCGCUGGAAGGAAUGUUCUCGCACCGAGAAGCCGUUCAAGGCGCAGUACAUGCUUGUGGUGCACAUGAGGCGACACACUGGCGAAAAACCACACAAAUGUACCUUCGAAGGCUGUUUCAAGGCAUACUCGAGGCUGGAGAACCUCAAGACGCACCUACGUUCACACACGGGAGAAAAGCCGUACAUGUGCGAGUUCCCAGGCUGCACCAAAGCCUUCUCCAACGCUUCGGACCGCGCCAAGCAUCAAAACCGCACCCAUUCUAAUGAAAAACCGUACGUGUGUAAAGCUCCCGGCUGCACUAAACGCUACACGGAUCCUUCGUCGCUACGGAAGCACGUGAAGACGGUGCACGGCGCUGAAUUUUACGCCUCGAAAAAACACAAAGGCAACGAUCAUCCGAACGGCAGCGCGGGCGGACCGGGCGGCGGAAGCGGAGGAGGGAAAGACGUCGGGCAGCCGGACGGCUCGCCUCACUCCGACAACGGCAAGGCUGGGUCCAUGUCUAGUCCGUCCGUCAAGUCCGAGGAGGCUACGUCGCCGGGAGACCAACACAGCCCCGAAAACAUAGUCGGGGGUGUCACUCCGAUGGAUCAAAGCAGACUCGAUAUUCCUCUUGGAGAUGGAACUCUGUCAUCGGGAGGCAGAUACGAAUCACGCCUCGGUAUUGAUGGGUGGGACGUUCCUGAAGACGAUUUGGACUCUAGUAUCGAUAUUCCUGUGGGCUUGGGUGGCUCAAUGAAUGGUGGUAAUGGACUAUCUGUUGGUGUAGCCGUACACGACAGAGCCACGAGAUAUCGCCCUAUGAAAGGAAGAAUGCAGGCAAAAGGAUUCGUUAAUAUGCUACCAAACAUGCCAGGCAUCCCGCGUCGACUCAAUGGAAUGAACGCUGACGUUGACUUCGGGCAGCGUUUACCUGAUCCCAAGAUGGCAUCCGUCGCGAAUAUGCAACAGAACAGAAAAAACACCGUAGAUUUUAGAUCAGGACAAACUGUUGUUAAUAAUAGACGUGACUCUUCGUCCACUGUAAGCACAGGAUAUUUCAGCAUGCAGAGCCCUAACAGUCGAAGAGCAAGCGAGCUGUCACAAACAUCAUGUUUGUCCGGCAGACAGGGUGUUAUGUCGUCGCCCUAUGAUCACAUAUCUAUCGGGUCUUCGAGAAGAUCGUCUGAAAAUUCAAAUUAUAAUUUCUCUAGUAUGGGACCGCAAAUGUUCAGACCUAACCAACGAGGAAUGUGUGGAAAUGAGAUCUACAACACUUCUAAUUUGGUUGUACAGACCCAGAACAUGUCGCUGAGUCAAGACAACUUGUCAGACUCACAGAACUGGAAUACCACGAUGGGCCCAACAAUGGGCAACAGCAUGUCUGCUGGCAUGGCGGCAUCAAACGUACCUGACGGCAGUCAGUUUGGUUAUCCAGGACCCAUGGGGCCAGUUUGCUACGGCAACAUCAGUAGAGACAUGAGCACACGCAGGGCCUCAGAUCCCGUGAAGCCUGUUGAUCGACCAGCCAGAGGCAACGGGCGUCUGCAAAGAACCAACAGCUACACCAAUUUCUCCCACGCCUCCGUUAUGCGCCCUAUAAAUCACAGCCAUCCUAACCAAGGGCUCCAGCUCGAUCAAGUGGGAGAUGACGAACCGAUUGAAAACAAACUUAUCCUUCCUGACGACAUGGUCAACUACCUCAACCAGAAGGAGAAAGACAGCAAACUGAGUCUUAAAACUGAGGAAUGCGAUGCAAAUGGAGUGACUGGUUCAGUAGCUGUUGGAUGCACCGCAAUGCCAAGCCCUGCUUAUUCCAAUCAACCUGUCAAUAGCCCCGCUUAUUCCAAUCAAAAUAUGAACAGUCCAGCGUAUAACGGCACUGCAAUCAAUAGUCCAGCAUAUACCAACCAGCCUGUAAAUAGUCCUGCCUACUCACAAACUCCAAGUACUCCUCAAGCGUAUCCUAGUAUAGCAUCCCCUACCACUCCGUACCAGUACGGUGCCACUCACAACUUGGGCUACUCAGCUGCCCCAUCACCUGCCUUACCACAGCACCCCAAUUUCCCAGGACAGAACCUUGGGUCACCUGCUGCAGGAGCUCAGGCUCAUUAUAACACCCCAAUGCCUUCCCCAGCUCCUUCUGCUGCGACCUACACUCCCGCUCCUCCAGCGUACGCCCAGGGCCAAAACGGAACGCAAGCGCAGAAUUUCAUGCCACCUCAUCCUAUGCAUCCUAAUCAGCAAAGCUUCACAGCGUUUAACCAUCAGCAGGCCAUGGUUCAUCAACAAAUGUUCAAUCAAAUGAUCUCUCAUCAACAGCAGAUGAUGCAUCAUCAUCAGCAAAGAUAUUCGACUAGCUCCUAUAAUAUGGGCGUCAGUGGAUACCCUCAACAUGUAUGUGGACAUUUUGGGUCUAUGCAUUCGCCUCCUGCUGCUCUACAAAUGCCGUGCCCCUCUUGCCAAGGACGAGGCGUCAACGAUCUUUCUUAUACCCAAAACAAUGGCAAUUGGCAGAAUAAUGGAAUGAGCGUAAAUUCUAACUAUCAACAUACGUAUAAUCAUAUGAAUGGGGUUUACAACCAUAACUAUAAUUACAUGAAUUACAACGGUGUUCAUAACAUGGGACAAAAUCUGACUAAUUGUGGCCAGCCUCCUCGCGAUAUUCAAUGUGGGGAUGUGAGUCAAUCGUCCCAACCGAAAUCCAAACCUAAAUCUCCUAACAAUGUUGCAAACGUAACGUCGGGUGCCGCUAAACCCUGUGUUCCAAGUGGCAAACCUAAAUCCCAAAAAGACCACAGCAACGAAAGAUUAUCCAACUGUACAAAUAACGUCGCAACUUCAUCUCCUGACGACCGUAAGCUAGAAUGUCCAGUACAAGUUGAUCAAAUAGCAAAAACACAAGCCGAGGUUAUAUUACCGAAUGGCACAGAUAGUGCUAGUGAUAGUAAAAACAACUACAUGAAACAAGACACUUAUCAAAGAACUUUGGAAUACGUACAGCAGUGCCAGAGCUGGAACACGACUGUAAUCAAAGAGGAGGUGAGCAGCACCACGGACCAGAAACCUAGCGUGACCACGAACGACGCGCCCUCAGGUUAUGUUCUGCCAACGGCCUCUGUGACGAUGGCUCCUGAUGCUUCUGCGACGUUCUCAUCCUCAACAGUUGUUGCUCCUGUUUAUGACACUGAUAAUUUUCUAACGCCUUUGCCUGCGUCUAUAGUAGACACACCAAAUAUGGUACUUAACAAUCUCACGUCGUCUCUUAAUUCGUUACAGCAGGAAAACAAGUUUCUUCAAAUGUUGCAGUAGUAUAAUAUUUUUAAUAAUAUACCGGAAACGUGUAUUAUAUUGACCAUUUAUGUCUGUGAUGAUAUUGUAAAUAUUGUUUGAUAUGUUUUUUACUUUUUUGAUCAACAGUGAG